GCGCAGGCCGUCAGCAGGGGGAGAUUAGGGGGCUCGAUUUACAUUAUGCAAAAGCUCCACCCCGGCCGCCUCGAGAUGGGAAGUCAGAUACCGCGAAUCCAGGGCCAUCUCUCCGGAAAUCCACCUAGGAUUUAUUUUUUCCUGCAGAAAAAGCUCCAGGACUGACGUUUUAAACAAAAUCGGCCUAUUUGCAUACCCUCCGUUUGCAUGCAUUUGUCUCUGAGCUGAAGGGAGCGACCCUGUGUCACAAGGCCAAGCCAGGGUGAUUCACUCAGGAUGAUUUCUAUUUGAGGACUUGGGGUUGGGGUGGCGGGCUGUGUACGAGUUUAACUCAAAGUCUGUCUCAUUCGGUAAACUGAGGCCCAGGUCAAAAGUUCUAAAACCCGCAGCUCCUUGAUAGCAGCCUUCCACAUUCUGUUCCUCAGAGACCCCAGAGAAGCUGAGUCCCCGCCUCCCUCCGCCUCCCCAAAAUACCAUGGCUCCCUUUCUGAGCCAGGUGAAGCCACAGGCACCGGAGCAAGGACAGAACCCACAACCGUCCAGAGGAAGGGUCAGGGGUGCCGCCUGGUUGGCACCUGUGUUUUCACCCUGCUCAGUUCCUGAGUAGGACCGCAGGCCCGGAAGGCCAAGGCAAACAGCCCUACAACUCCAACAACUGGGUUCCAGUCCCUCCCCUUUCCAAGGCAUGAAGCUGGGAAGCAUCUGGGCAGCUGCCGGCCAUUCUAUUUAAACAGCCCGACCCUCUCAGAGGGGGCAGCUCGGCCAUGCCAAGUGCAGGGCCGUCUGGCCAGCAUGUUACUCUGGGAGACAUACCUGGUCAGCCUGCAGCUUUCCCUGUCCUGCUGCUGGGCCUUCAGCUGCCAAAGCACCAUGUCGUCUCCCGACUUCAGCCUCCCCGGGGACUACCUUGUUGCAGGCUUGUUUCCUCUCCACAGUGACUAUCCAGGGGUGAGACGCAGACCUACGGUGACCUUCUGUGACAGGUCCAACAACUUCAACGGCCACGGCUACCACCUCUUCCAGGCCGUGCGGUUCGGCAUUGAGGAGAUAAACAACUCCACCACCCUGCUGCCCAAUGUCACCCUGGGGUACCAGCUGUAUGACGUGUGCUCGGAGUCAGCCAACGUGUAUGCCACGCUGAGCAUCCUGAGCACGCUGGGGACACACCGCGUGGAGAUCCCAGGAAACCCCGCCCAAUCUUCCCCCAUGACCCUGGCGGUGAUUGGGCCUGACACCACCACCCAUGUCACCACCACGGCAGCCCUGCUGAGUCCCUUCCUGGUGCCCCUGGUCAGCUACGAUGCCAGCAGCGUGAUACUCAGCAUGAAGCGGCGGUACCCCUCCUUCCUGCGCACCAUCCCCAGUGAUGAGCUCCAAGUGGAGAUCUUGGUGCUGCUGCUGCAGAGGUUCGGCUGGGUCUGGAUCUCCAUGGUGGGCAGUGAGGGCGAUUAUGGGCAGCUCGGGGUGCAGGCGCUGGAGGGCCGGGCCACCCAGCAGGGCAUCUGCAUUGCCUUCAAGGACAUUGUGCCAUUCUCUGCCCAGCCGGGCGACGAGAGGAUGCAGAGCAUGAUGCGCCGCCUGGCUCAAGCGGGGACCACGGUCGUGGUGGUUUUCUCAGGCAGGCAGCUGGCCAGGGUGUUCUUCGAGUCUGUGGUGCUGGCCAACCUGACUGCCAAGGUGUGGAUCGCCUCGGAAGACUGGUCCAUCUCCAGACACAUCAGCAGUGUGCCCGGUAUCCAGGGCAUCGGCUCGGUGCUGGGCGUGUCCAUCCCGCAGAGGCUUGUCCCUGGCCUGAAGGAGUUUGAAGAGGCUUAUGUCCGGGCAGACAAAGGAACCCUCGGGCCCUGCCCCAGGGGCUCCUGGUGCAGCAGCAACCAGGUCUGUAGAGAGUGUUGGGCUCUCACAGAGAUGCCCAGACUCGGAAAGUUCUCCAUGAGCUCUGCCUACAACGCGUACCAGGCCGUCUACGCCGUGGCCCACGGCCUCCAUCAGCUCCUGGGCUGCAGCUCUGGCACCUGUGCUGGGGGCCGAGUCCACCCCUGGCAGCUUCUGGAGCAGAUCCGCAAGGUGAAUUUCCUCCUACACAAGCACACUGUGACAUUUAAAGACAACAGGGACUCCCUCGGUGGCUAUGACAUAAUUGCCUGGGAAUGGAAUGGCCCCGAAUGGACCUUCAGGGUCAUUGGCUCCUCCACAUCAUCCCCAGCUCGGCUAGACAUAAAUACAACUAAAAUCCAGUGGCAUGGAAAGGACAACCAGGUGCCUAAGUCUGUGUGUUCCAGCGACUGUCUUGAAGGGCACCAGAGAGUGGUUUGGGGUUUCCACCACUGUUGCUUUGAGUGUGUGCCCUGUGAGGCCGGGACCUUCCUCAACAAGAGUGACUUCUACCGCUGCCAGCCUUGCGGGAAAGAAGAGUGGGCACCCGAGGGAAGCCAGACCUGCUUCCCACGCACUGUGGUGUUUUUGACUUGGCAUGAACCCAUCUCUUUGGUCCUGUUGGCAGCUAAUACGCUGCUGCUGGUGGUGGUGGCUGGGACUGCUGGCCUGUUUGCUUGGCACCUUGACACCCCCGUGGUGAAGUCAGCUGGGGGCCGACUGUGCUUCCUCAUGCUGGGCUCCCUGGCAGGGGGCAGCUUGGGCCUCUAUGGCUUCUUUGGGGAACCCACGCGGCCCACAUGCUUGCUGCGCCAAGGCCUCUUUGCCCUCAGUUUUGCCAUCUUCUUGUCCUGCCUGACAAUCCGCUCCUUCCAACUUGUCUUCAUCUUCAAGUUUUCUGCCAAGGUACCCACCUUCUUCCGUGCGUGGGUCCAAAACCAUGGUGCUGGCCUGUUUGUGGUGAUCAGCUCGACAGUCCAGCUGCUUAUCUGUCUAAUUUGGUUUGCAGUGUGGACCCCACUGCCCACCAGGGAAUACCAGCGCUUCCCUCAGCUGGUGGUGCUAGAUUGCACAGAGGCUAACUCACUGGGCUUCAUGCUGGCUUUUGCCUACAAUGGCCUCCUCUCUGUCAGCGCCUUUGCCUGCAGCUACCUGGGCAAGGACCUGCCAGAGAACUACAACGAGGCAAAAUGUGUCACCUUCAGCCUGCUCCUCAACUUUGUGUCCUGGAUUGCCUUCUUCACAGUGGCCAGUGUCUACCAGGGCCAGUAUCUACCUGCAGUCAACGUGCUGGCCGCGCUGAGCAGCCUGAGUGGCGACUUCAGCGGUUACUUCCUCCCCAAGUGCUAUGUGAUCCUGUGCCGCCCAGAACUCAACAGCACGGAGCACUUCCAGGCCUCCAUCCAGGACUACACCAGGCGCUGUGGCUCCACCUGACCCCUGGGUCAGGCAGGACCAAGCUAGGGCGGAGCGGACUGAAAGUGUCCACUGCUCUGAGGGUCGAAGGUGGAGUGCGGCGCUCAGGACCUGGGGUGUCGGGGAGGCCUUUGGGCUCCUUAGCCUUGGCUGGGGAAGUGUAAGUCCAAGGGAGAGCUCAGUCCGGGCUCCAAUAAACAGGUGAAAUGUGCUGCUUUGCUGGGCUUCCUCUCUAGGGUGAGGGUGGGGCGCUGCCGCUUCAAACCUGAAGGCGCCGCGACGGGAGAAAUGCAACCGGAACCUUAGGAUUCUGCCAGAGCUGGGCGAACAGCCAAUGUCCUGCUUGGCGUUGCUAGGCAACUCCGGGAGGCGGGCCCAGCUACGGUGGAAAGGGGCUGGUCCCGCCUCCCCAAGCAUCUCAUUGGGUAUUCUCUACUUGGUACCGCCUCCAGAAGCCGGAGGUAAAGGCCUGCUCUUCCGAGGCGUCUCAACCCGGCCGGCGCGUCCUGACGUCACGUCCGGCGGCGGCGGUGGCGGCGGCAGCGGCGUC
Messenger RNA from Vicugna pacos (alpaca), 3841 nucleotides. It is a transcript of the gene TAS1R1, whose product is annotated as taste 1 receptor member 1. The record is from RefSeq and is a predicted model, not a curated record. Lineage: Eukaryota; Metazoa; Chordata; Mammalia; Artiodactyla; Camelidae. Gene Ontology annotation, biological process: sensory perception of umami taste; G protein-coupled receptor signaling pathway. Gene Ontology annotation, cellular component: plasma membrane. Gene Ontology annotation, molecular function: G protein-coupled receptor activity.